Miscanthus lutarioriparius is the source of this 726-nucleotide messenger RNA. The record is from the annotation of a GenBank genome assembly. Lineage: Eukaryota; Viridiplantae; Streptophyta; Magnoliopsida; Poales; Poaceae.
AUGUCCCGACCUGUGCCCUCCACAGCUGGUCACGGACGCGGCGGCGGAGACGCGGACGACCACAGGUGGGGAGAAGCCGAUGGGGGAGGCUGCGGGAUUCUGCGCAGGCCAUUGCGGCGGUGGUGGAAAUGGGGCGCAGGGGCGGGGGCAGGAGGGAGAGGCGGAGGGGUGCGGGACUCGGCUGUUUUUUUUACUUGGGCCAGCGAAGAGAGGUUUCUGGAAGCAGCGGGGCUAGCGACGUUGCGGCGGAUCCGGGGUGGAUCCGGGGCGGCGCGGGGCAAGGAGGGGAGGGGCAGCGCCUGGGAGAGGAGGGACGGCACGCCGGGCCGAGCGCCGCACGGGAAGGGCUGCACCCUGGAGGAGCAGCGGUUGGUUGCAGAGAACGACGUCGAACCGGGGCUGGGGUGGCUGGCGGCGGCCUGCGGGCGCCGGAUCUGGAGAUGGGGCGGCGGGCCUAGAGCUGCGAGACCUAGGAGCGACGGGAGUGCGGGCGUGGUCUCGGGCGGAUACAGUCGGCAUGAUAAACGGUCUAAGUUGCCUGGGUGGAUACUCUCGCAUUUGAAUGAUGCGCACCUAAAUCUGAGCACUGAUAUGGCUCUCCAUAUAGCUCGUGAGUUUCUCCGGAGGAUGGCACAGCCAUAUGACAAGACGGGAAGCGGUGGCAAGAAGACGCUGUUGACUGAGGAGGAUCUGCAGAAUAUGGCGCAGGACGGCAUGGAGAUGUAA